Molecule: messenger RNA, 1173 nt
Organism: Chanos chanos (milkfish)
Lineage: Eukaryota; Metazoa; Chordata; Actinopteri; Gonorynchiformes; Chanidae
Gene: drd4a
Product: dopamine receptor D4a
Exons: 4
Coding region: 1-1173 (390 amino acids)
Biological process (GO): adenylate cyclase-inhibiting dopamine receptor signaling pathway; negative regulation of synaptic transmission, glutamatergic; negative regulation of cytosolic calcium ion concentration
Cellular component (GO): plasma membrane
Molecular function (GO): G protein-coupled receptor activity; dopamine neurotransmitter receptor activity, coupled via Gi/Go
Source: RefSeq, a predicted model, not a curated record
AUGCCAGUCAACCUUACCGCUUCAAACCGUACUGAGGAGCUCGGGGAAACAAACCACAACUUUCCUGCACUGAUAUUUGGGAUUUUGCUAAUCAUUGUAAUUAUUUGCGGGAAUUUACUCGUGUGCCUCAGUGUAUACACAGAAAAAGCUUUAAAAACCACAACAAACUACUUCAUAGUCAGUUUAGCUGUCGCCGAUCUGUUGUUGGCAGUAUUGGUGCUGCCACUAUUCGUGUAUGCAGAGUUCCAAGAUGGGGUUUGGUCCUUGAACAUGACCAUCUGUGAUGGGCUUAUGACCAUGGAUGUGAUGCUAUGCACAGCCUCAAUAUUCAAUCUCUGUGCCAUUAGUGUGGACAGGUUCAUUGCUGUUUUGGUCCCACUUAACUACGACAGGAAGCAUGUGGACCAGCGACAGAUUGUCCUCCUCUCAGCCACCUGGAUCCUGGCUCUGGCUGUUGCCUCUCCUGUAAUCUUCGGAAUCAACAACGUACCUAACCGCGAUCACACGGAAUGCAAGCUGGAGAAUGACAACUAUGUGGUCUACUCAUCCGUGUGUUCCUUUUUCAUCCCCUGUCCCAUCAUGCUGAUUCUUUAUUGUGGAAUAUUCCGGGGCCUAAGGCGCUGGGAGGAGGCCCGUAAGGCCAAGCUGAGGGGCGGUGGCACCCAGGCAUGCCGGAAACUCCAGGAAGCAGCAGCCGCGGCUUUGCCCCCACUAGCUGGUCUUCCUCCCCCAUUGCCCCCUGUGAUUGAACGUGAACUCACAGACAUCCAGGUAGAAAAGAUGGAACACUACCAUGAGUCUGACUGCCCUAGUCCUACAGACUGCAAUGAUGGGGCAGUGUCGACUGUUACCUAUGCAGAUGAGGGCUACAGACAGCAAGAACAACAGGGCAGGAAGAAGACAGCCAAGAUUAAUGGGAGGGAGAGGAAGGCAAUGAGAGUGCUUCCUGUUGUAGUAGGUGCCUUCCUCUUCUGCUGGACGCCAUUCUUCGUGGUCCACACCAUGAGGGCCUUGUGUGAGUCCUGCAACAUCUCCAGCAGUCUGAUGAGCACUGUUACCUGGCUGGGCUACGUCAACAGUGCCCUAAACCCCAUCAUCUACACAGUUUUCAACACUGAGUUCAGAAUGUUCUUCAGGAAGUUCCUCCCCAACUGCUGCUGCUGCUGCUGCUAG